This is a messenger RNA of Periophthalmus magnuspinnatus, 7427 nucleotides long. RefSeq names its product CAP-GLY domain containing linker protein 1a (gene clip1a). The record is from RefSeq and is a predicted model, not a curated record. The transcript has 25 exons. The coding region runs from base 295 to 6891 and encodes 2198 amino acids. Lineage: Eukaryota; Metazoa; Chordata; Actinopteri; Gobiiformes; Gobiidae. Gene Ontology annotation, biological process: cytoplasmic microtubule organization; positive regulation of microtubule polymerization. Gene Ontology annotation, cellular component: nucleus; microtubule plus-end; cytoplasm. Gene Ontology annotation, molecular function: microtubule plus-end binding.
AUGAUCUUUGGUCGCAGUUCCUCUGGCAGUCGGAAAGGCGCGUUGGCGGCUCCCCUCUUGGGCUGAGCGUAGUAUGUGAGGAGACGUCGUGCUUCUGACUCGUUUGGAAGCUGUAUUUUCUAUCUUCCAGGAGCAUUUUGGGAGUAACGACACACAUCAGGUGUUUCUCUCUCCAUGUCUGCUUAUGCACAUAGGACUUUGAGUGAGGAGUGCCUGUCCAUCACUGUGAGUUUGGAUGUUCUAGGCUCAGUCUGCACACCCGUCCUGUGGCUGUAGGCACCUCACAGCAGAACCAUGAGCACAGCCAAGACCAGCGGCCUCAAAGCUCCCAGCAAGAUCGCCCGGCCAGGAGCGGGGGCACCCAAGACAGCUCCAGCAGGAGGAGCCAAAGCAGCGAUAGACAAAUCAGCAAGUGUCAGUGCAGAAGAUGGAGGAGCUUCCGAAGAGAACUUCCAGGUUGGGGAGCGAGUAUGGGUGAACGGGAACAAGCCGGGCUACAUCCAGUUUCUAGGAGACACCCAGUUUGCCCCGGGACAGUGGGCGGGCAUAGUCCUGGAUGAGCCAAUUGGUAAGAAUGAUGGCUCGGUGGCGGGGGUGCGCUACUUCCAGUGUGAAGCCCUGAGAGGAAUCUUCACCCGCCCUUCCAAGCUGUCACGCACCGAGGGAGAGGCUAACGGGACCCAAACGGCACCCCCCUCCCGGGCCUCCUCUCCCACCCCCUCUUCGGGCAGUGUGGUGCCCCAAACCCCUGUGCCCAAAUCCUCUCAGGCCUCUGCCCCUGUGAAGAAGACCACUCCACCAGCAGCAGCUAGCUCCAACCUGGCCCAUACCAACAGUGAAUCUGUGUCUAACCUGACCGAGUCUGGCUCAGUCAAGAAAGGGGAGAGGGAGCUGAAGAUGGGUGACCGUGUGCUGGUCGGCGGUACAAAGGCUGGAGUGGUGCGCUUCCUUGGAGAGACAGAUUUUGCCAAAGGAGAGUGGUGUGGUGUGGAGCUCGAUGAACCUUUAGGCAAAAAUGACGGGGCAGUGGCUGGCACCAGGUAUUUCCAGUGCCAGCUUAAGUACGGCCUGUUCGCCCCAGUCCACAAAGUCACGCGCAUCGGCUUCCCCUCCACCACACCGGCCAAAGCAAAGACCACAGCACGCAAGACUCCCAGUACCACUCCAUCGGGCCUGAAGCGCAGCCCCAGUGCCUCCUCCAUCAGCACGAUGAGCUCUGUGACGUCUGCAGCCAGCGCCAAACCCAGCCGCACCGGCCUGCUGACGGAGACCUCAUCCAGGUACAACCGUAAGAUCUCAGGCCCCACAGCGCUGCAGGAGGCUCUGAAGGAGAAGCAGCAGCACAUUGAGCAGCUGAUGGCAGAGAGGGACCUGGAGAGAGCUGAAGUGGCCCGAGCUACGAGCCAGGCUGGAGAAAUGGAGCAAGAACUCACUCUGCUCAGGGACGACCGCGACGAGAUGGAGACAAAGAUGGAUCAGUUACGUGCCUUGGUAGAAGCAGCGGACAAAGACAAAGUAGAGCUGCUCAACCAGUUGGAGGAGGAACGCAGAAAAGUGGAGGACCUUCAGUUCCGUGUAGAAGAAGCUUGCAUCACCAAAGGAGACUUGGAGACGCAGACCAGGCUGGAGCAUGCCCGCAUUAUGGAGCUUGAACAGGCGCUGCUCAUUGAAAAGACCAAAGCUGAGAAACUCCAAAGAGAGUUAGAAGACACUAGGGUUGCGACAGUUUCCGAGAGGUCUCGUAUUCUAGAACUAGAGAAGGAGCUCUCUGUGCGCACCAGAGAGGUGUCUGACCUGCAGUUGCGUCUGUCCAGCCAGCAGGACUCGGGAGACCAGAGUUUCAGUACAGCCCCACUUCUACAAGAAAUUAGCACUUUGAGACAUCAAUUAGCAUCCCAGGAAUCUAAACAGCACCAAGAGCUAAAGGGCUACCAGGAGCGGCUGGAGGCACAGCAGAAGGUUGCUGUUCAACUUCAGAGCACAUGUACACAGCUCUCCAGUGAGAAGGACCAGCUUCAGGUGCGCCUGAACCACAUGGAGCGAGAGCACUCUGACACACUGGAGCUGUGGAGGUCUAAACUGGAGUCUGCUGUAUCAUCUCACCAGCAAUCCAUGGAGGAGCUAAAAAUGUCUUUCAGCAAAGGCACAGAUAUGCAGACAGCCGAGCUCAUUGAAACCAAAAGUGUACUAGAAGAGCUCAAGCUAGAGCAUAAGAGUUUUAGAGAGGAACAUGACGCCAAAUUUAAAAAGGAAGUGUCCACACGGACUCAGGAAAUCCAGUCUCUGAAGGCGCAGCUCUCAGCUGUGAGUGAGGAGAAGGAGAGGCUAGAGGAGAGUCUGAAGACCUGCAUGGAGAAGGCAGAGGAGCAGCACCUUGUGGAAAUGGAGGAGGUCCUGGCCAAACUUCACACCGCAGAGGUGAGGCUGAAGGAGCUCAAGGAAAGAGAGGCUAAGCUCAUACAAGAGGCUCAAGACAAGGAGCGAGAAACCAAAGAGAAGAUGGCAGCCCAACUGGAAGCUCUGCGCAGCCAACAAGCACAAAACACAGAGGAGCUGAGCAGUGUGAGGAAGAAGCUACUGGACGCUCAAAGCCAGCAGGGGGCCAAGGUAGGUGAGCUGGGCUCUCUUCUGGAAGCCAAGGAGAAGGAGGCCCUCUCUCUCCAACAGAGUGUGAGCAUGCUACAGCAUCAGAGGGAUGACCUUGAACAGGAGCUUGGAGACCUAAAACAGAAAAUUUACAAUAUCACAGAGGAACACACCAAAUCCCUAAAAACUAUGCAAAAAACGAGUGAAGAACUGAGCGUGAAGGGGGAGCAGCUCACCGCACUCACUGCACAAACUGAAGCACUUAAAGUUCAACUUACAGGUUUGGAGAGAAAGCUGAAGACUGCAGAUGAAAAGGUUGAGCAGCUAACACAGGACAAGAGUAAACUGGAAAAGGACAUCUCUGACAUGAUGAAGGAGUCUGGAGACAGCUCAGCACAGCUUACCAAGAUGAACCAAGACCGCAUGCACAAAGAAAGGAGGCUAGAGGAGCUACAGAGCCUUCUGGCUGAAGAGAAGGAGAAAGUGGCUCAGAUGAAUGAAAAGCUCCAGGAGAACGAAGCCCAGAAAGAACAACAGCUGACUCAGACCAGAGACACACACCAGGGAGAGAUAAGUCGACUCCAAGAGAAGAUCACCAUGCUGGAGAAGUCUGUCACAGAUGGAGCUGCUCUUUUGGAGGAGCUGAAGGCGUCCCAUCAGAAGGCCUCAGAGCUUCACAGACAGGAGCAGGAACAGAAGGUGCAGGCUCAGGUCCAGCACCUGGAGCAGGAGCUGGGCCUGUCUCGACAGAAGGAGGAGGAGCUGCAGAGGCUAGUGACAGAGCUGCAGGUGUACAAGCAGCAGGCACAAUGUCUUUCUGCUGAGCUCCAAUCUACCAAGCAUGACCUUGAGAGCUUUUGCCAACAAGUGGAUAAGCAAAGGUUAGAUCAGGAGCUCAUUCAGAAGGAAUGUGAGGCUGAGAAGUUAAAACUACAGGGGGAGCUUUCAGAAGUCCAGACUAAACUUGCCAGCAUCGAAAGUAGUUACAGGCAACUGGAGGAGCAGCAUGAACAACUCCACAUGGCUAAUGAAGAACUUUCAAAACGCCAAGAGGAGCUGCAAAUGCAAGGCAAAUGUUCAGAAGAACAUUUGCAGAUGGUCACACGUGAUCUCGAAGUUGCACGAGCAGAAAGCAAAGAACUCAAAGAGGUCUACAAUGAACAGUUAGCCAAAAUGCAGGAGCUCGAGAAGCAGAAUGCAGAGAAGCAAGAUCUUGUUCUAAAGCACCAACAGGAGAUUGAGCAACUUCAGGCUCAGAAGAAGCAACUGCAUGUCGAUUAUGAGGGCAUUUGUAAAGAGAAGAGCAGACUAGUGGAGGACUUUGAGCAAAAACAAUCCAGGCUCAUAUCAGAGAAGGACAACUUCAUCUCAGAGCUAGACUCUGCCAGAAAUGCCAAAAAGUCCCUCAAUACGAAGAACAGCGAACUCCAAUCCAAACUCAACUCCAUAAACUUGGAAAAAGAAGAUCUGACAAUGAAGAACAGCCAGCUGCAAGCAUUUAACGAGACGCUAACCAAAGAGAAGGCCAAACUGUCAAGUGACAUCAGUGCCACCAUGUUGGAAAAGGCGAAGGUAGAAAAGGCCAAAGAGUGGCUUCAAAACCAGCUUGAUGUCGCUAAGAAAGAUCUGGAGAUGUUGCGCUGUGAGUGUGAAGAAGUGAAAGUAUCCAAAAACGGGUUAGCUCAAAUGUUGGAGGAGUUCAAAACAAACAGCCAAGUUACAGAUUCUGAGAGACUGCAACUACUGCAAGAGAAAGAGGACCUGCUCGCCGUUCAGAGGAAAGCUAAUCACGAAAACCAAGAGCUGCUCAAACAGAUCGAAGACUUGAAGAGUAAGGUUCAGACGUUAGCAGAUCAGCUAGCUCAGGCUAAUGACAAGUCUAAGGAGCUAGCUGAAGCUCUAGAACUAGAAAAACAGUCAUUCCAAAAGCAGCGUUCUGAAGCCGAGAUGACCGUCCAUGCGCUAAAGAAAGAGCACAUGAUCCUGGAAUCCACACUAGAACAGCAGAGAACAGACAACGAGAGGCUAGCAAGGGAGAAAGGAGAACUGGAGAGGAAGGUGUCAAAAGUGCUAGCAGAAAGAGAUGGGGAUUCAUCAGAAAGGGUAAAACUGUCCACUGAUUUAAGAGCAGCUAAAGACCAGUUGGAUAGCGUUUCCAAAACAAAUGCAGAACUUAACCAAGAGAAGUCAGAUCUAUCAGGCAAGUUGGAGGACAUUAACAGGCAAAAAGCUGAGGUUGAGGCUGUAGUGGUUGUUUUGAAACGGGAUAAAGCUGACUUUGAGAAUCAGGUGAAGAAACUAACUACAGAUAUUGACACUCUGCUUAAAGGUAAAAAGAAACUUAUUGAGGAACAUGCCUGUUUUAAACAACAACUACAAAAGACCAAUUUAGAGCUGGUUGAGAAGGUAAACAAGCUCACCGAUGACUGUCAAAACCUGCGUUCUGGGCAGAGUGACGCAAGCAAGCAGCUGCAGUCUGUACAGUCAGAGAAGCAGAGUUUACAGCAAAAAUUAGAAAGGUUCCAAUCGCAAAUCCAGGUGCUGUCCAAAUCGAAGGAGAGUCUUGAAUCACAACUCCAAACUGAAACUAGUCAGCGCAUUGAAGUCAUUGCUGUUAAAGAUGGCCUCUCCCAACAGAUCAAGGAGUUGGAGCAGAUGAUGUCCAAGCUGAGGCAAGAAAAAGAACAAGUGUAUCUGAGUCUACAAAAGAGUGACCAGGACAAGAAGGGAAAAGUGGAGGAAAUGUCCAAAUUAUUACGACGACAGGAGCAGGAGUCCUGUCAGCUGAGGACAGAGAAGGAACAACUCAAGUCUCAAAUGGAAGAGAUUAACAAACAGAUGGCUAGUCUGAGCUUCAAAGAGCAACAACAAACUUUAGCUCAAGGUAAUUUAGAACAAGACCUAACGUCUCUGCACAGCGAGCGGGCAAACUGGCUCAAAGAACGGCUAGGACUGACCACUGAGUUAGACAAGCUCCAAGGUGACUAUAAGCAAGCAGAGGCUGAUCUGAAGAGGCUCCAGCAUGACAAAGAUGAGCUGGAGAAGCAGUACCAGCAUGCUACUGCAGAGGUUGCUGCAUCAGCCAGGGAGAGGAACCAGAUAAGCACCUGCCUUGCAGCACUCACAGCUCAGAAGGAAGCCCUCCUGAAGGAGCGCGACCAAGCCCAGCAAGAGGCCACUCAGCUCGGGUUGCAGCUCUCACAUGCCCUUUCUAAGCAGCUUGAGGCCACAGAGUCUUCUGGGAAAACGUCUGAGGCUCUUAAGCAGCUGUCCAAUGAGAAGGCUUUGCUGCUCCAGGAGAAGACUCAGGCCCAGGCUCUGCUAGAGGAGCUGCGCACAUUCAAGAGCAACCUUGAGUCAGAGACGAAAACACUGAAGGAGGAGAAGGUCAUGUACCAGGAGGAUCUGAAAACCACCAAAGACCAGCUCAAAACAGAGUCUCAGAAGAGCAAGAGCCUGAGCCAGGAGCUAGAGAAGCUGAAGGAGGAGAUGUCCACACAGAGCCAGUCUCUUCAGAAUCUGCAGCAGGAACACGAGCAGCUGAACAGAGAGCUGAGCAACAGCCACCAGGGCCAGGCCCAUCUGUCCAAGCUCAAGAACGAACACUCCAAGCUCAAGCAGCAGGUGAAGGAGCUGAAGCAAAGUGAGAGCAUCCUGAAGGAGCAGUUGGACAAAGAGAAGGAUUCCCUGACUAAGAACAGUGCCUUAAUCAGUAGUAAAGAGGAGCAACUGGAGGUGCUGGGGAGACAGCUGACGGCCCUACAGGCAGAGUGUGCAUCUGCCCGAGCUCUGGAAGCCACUGUGGAGGCUUUGGAGAGGGACAAAGCCAGUCUGAAGGAACGUCUACUCAAACUGGAGAAGGAGAGAGGAGGAGGAGGAGGAGGGGGGCAGGGCUCAGGAAAUGCAGAGGUGGAUGAGCUCCAGGAGGAGAAGACGUCUCUGGAGAGCCAGAUUGACUUCCUGAACUCGGUCAUUGUGGACCUUCAGAGGAAGAACCAGGAGCUCAAGGAGAAACUGGAAAAACUGGCUACUGCAGCACUCAAUGGGAACAGCUCCAGUGAGAUGGACAACUACGAAAGUAAGGCCCAGAACACAAAGAAGAAGCCCCCUCCACGCCUCUUCUGUGACAUCUGUGACUGUUUUGACCUUCACGACACUGAAGACUGUCCCACACAGGCCCAAGAGCCUGACUCCCCUCCUCACAGCACCUACCACGGCUCAAAGGAUGAUGAGCGGCCAUACUGCGAUAUCUGCGAGGUGUUCGGCCAUGACACAGAGGCCUGCAACGAUGACCAGACCUUUUGAGGAACCUCCUAGAGCCUUCUGCACAAUCAGCACACGUUUGCACAUCAUGUCUGCUGCUUCUGGAUGGGUUUCUGUACGCUGUAAAUUGGGGCUGGAGCUCCAGAUCUUACCAUGUUGCGGUUUGGUGAUCUCUGAACCGGAGUGUCUCAUGUGUGGGUUUGUGUGACUGGAACUCACUGUGUGAUCAAUCAUUGCUGAAGUGUCUUUUCUAUCAUUAAUUUAUAAAUCUAGAGAAUGCACAGCCUGUCGAUUACGAAGAACAUUAGGUAUAAGGUGAUUGGAAGUUUGAGGGUGCUAUAGUUUAUUUUUUUAUGCUUGUAAAAGUACUUUUAAGAUAUGCUGAGCGAUGUAAGGAGCAGCCAUACUGUGCUGUUUAACAUAGACACUGUGGACACUGGAAGUGCUGCUCUACAGGAAAUCUAUAGAUCAUAUCUUUUAGCACUUCUCCACUGGCCUUUCCAAAACAGUUUUGCAAAGAAUUUAUGUAAGGAGCGUUAAUGUACUAAAAUAAAUGGAAUUUAUGUAUAAAUGUAAAA